AUCCUACUCUACUUCUUCAUCACCACCAUGAGUGCCACUAUCAAGUUGGAGAAUACCCAGCGUAGAGAUGCUUUGAUCGACAUCGAGAAGAAGUAUCAAAAGAUCUGGCAAGAAGAAAAGGCGUUCGAAAUUGACCCACCCACUUUUGAAGAAGAACCUAUUGAAAAUGGAGCUGAAUUAAGAGCCAAGCACCCUAAGUACUUCGCCACCAUGGCCUACCCAUACAUGAACGGUGUUUUGCACGCUGGUCACAGUUUCACCUUGUCCAAGGUCGAGUUCGCCACUGGUUUCGAAAGAAUGAACGGUAAGAGAGCCUUGUUCCCAUUGGGUUUCCACUGUACCGGUAUGCCAAUUAAGGCUGCUGCUGACAAGAUCAAGAGAGAAAUCGAGCAGUUUGGUGAAGACUUCUCCGGUGUUCCAGCCGAGGACGAAGAGGAACCAGAGGUCAAGGUCGCUGCCAAGAAGGAGGACGUUACCAAAUUUACCGCUAAGAAGUCCAAGGCUGUUGCCAAGCAAGGCAGAGGUAAGUACCAGUUCGAAAUCAUGUUGCAGUUGGGUAUUUCCAAGGAGGAAGUCGUCAAGUUUGCCGACUCCGACUACUGGUUGCACUACUUCCCACCAUUGGUCCAAAAGGACGUCACCGAAUUUGGUGGUAGAGUUGAUUGGAGAAGAUCCAUGGUCACCACCGAUGCUAACCUCUACUACGAUGCGUUUGUCAGAUGGCAAAUCAACCGUUUGAGAGACUGUGGUAAGAUCAAGUUCGGUGAAAGAUACACCAUUUACUCCGAAAAGGACGGUCAAGCUUGUUUGGAUCACGACAGACAAUCGGGAGAAGGUGUCAACCCACAGGAGUACGUUGGUAUCAAGAUCUUGGUCAAGGAGUUUGCUCCACAAGCCCAGGAGCUCCUCAAGGCUGCCAACUUCGACUUUGCCAACAAGAAGGUGUACAUGGUGGCUGCUACCUUGAGACCAGAAACCAUGUACGGUCAAACCUGUUGUUUCGUUUCGCCUAAGAUCGACUACGGUGUGUUCGAAGCCAAGAACGGUGAAUACUACAUCACCACCCAACGUGCGUUCAAGAACAUGUCCUACCAAAACUUGACUCCUAAGAGAGGCUACUACGAGCCAGUUCUUGAGAUCAACGGAAAGUCCUUGAUCGGAUCCAAGAUCGAAGCUCCUUUGGCCGUCCACAAGGAAUUGAGAGUCUUGCCUAUGGAAACCGUCUUGGCCUCCAAGGGUACUGGUGUUGUCACCUGUGUUCCUUCCGACUCUCCAGACGAUUUCGUUACCACCAGAGAUUUGGCUAACAAGUCCGAGUACUACCAAAUCGAGAAGGAAUGGGUCCAAACCGAAAUUGUCCCAAUUGUUAAGACCGACAAGUACGGUGACAAGUGUGCCGAAUUCUUGGUCAACGACAUGAAGAUCCAAUCUCCAAAGGACUCUGUGCAAUUGGCUGCUGCCAAGGAACUUGCCUACAAGGAGGGUUUCUACAACGGUACUUUGAUUAUUGGUAAGUACGCUGGCGAAAAGGUUGAAACUGCCAAGCCAAAGGUCAAGGAUGAUUUGGUUGCCUCUGGCCAAGCCUUCGUCUACAACGAACCAGAAGGUGUGGUUAUCUCCAGAUCGGGAGACGAGUGUAUUGUGUCGUUAGAAGACCAAUGGUACAUCGACUAUGGUGAAGAAACCUGGAAGGCACAGGCUUUGGAGUGCUUAGGCAACAUGCAGACAUUUGCCAAGGAGACCAGAAACGGUUUCGAGGGUGUUCUUGACUGGUUGAAGAACUGGGCUGUCACCAGAAACUUCGGUUUGGGUACCAGAUUGCCAUGGGACCAGAAGUACUUGGUGGAGUCUUUGUCGGAUUCCACCGUGUACAUGGCCUACUACACCAUUGCCCACUACCUUCACUCUGACUACUACGGUAAGGUUCCAGGUAAGUUUAACAUCAAGCCAGAACAAAUGACUGACGAAGUGUUUGACUACAUUUUCACCAGACGUGACGACGUCACCAGUGACAUUCCAACCGAGCAAUUGAAGCAGCUCAGAAGAGAGUUCGAGUACUUCUACCCUCUUGAUGUCAGAGUAUCUGGUAAGGACUUGAUUCCAAACCACUUGACUUUCUUCAUCUACUCGCACGUUGCAUUAUUCCCCAAGCAAUACUGGCCUCAGGGUAUCAGAGCUAACGGCCACUUGAUGUUGAACAACGCCAAGAUGUCGAAGUCCACCGGAAACUUCUUGACCUUGGAGCAAAUUGUCAAGAAGUUCGGUGCCGACGCCUCCAGAAUCGCAUUGGCUGAUGCUGGUGACACCGUUGAAGACGCCAACUUCGACGAAGCCAACGCCAACGCCGCCAUCUUGAGAUUGACCACCUUCAAGGAAUGGUGUGAGGAAAUCAUCAGCACCAAGGACUCGUUGAGAACCGGUUCGCUCGAUAACUUCUUUGACCAAGCUUUCGAAAACGAGAUGAACGACUUGAUCGAGCAGACCUACGCCCACUACGAGGCCACCAACUACAAGGCUGCGUUGAAGACCGGUUUGUUCGACUUCCAGACUGCCAGAGACUACUACCGUGACUCGGUGUCUGCCAACGUCGGUAUGCACCGUGACCUUGUUCUCAGGUACAUCGAGACUCAAGCGUUGAUGUUGGCUCCAAUCGCCCCUCACUUCGCUGAGUACUUGUACAGGGAACUCUUGGGCCACCAGGAGUCUGUCCAGAACGUCAAGUUCCCCAGAGCCAACAAGGAGAUCUCCAAGGCCACAUCCGACGCCUUGGCGUAUGUGCGUGACUUAGCCAGAUCCAUCCGUGAAGCUGAAGCCAACGUGUUGAAGAAGAAGAAGGGAGGCAAGCCAUCGGACGUGGAUGUGACCAAGCCUGCCAAGUUGACGAUGUACGUGUCCAAGUCGUUCCCUGAAUGGCAAGACAACUACAUCGAGAUUGUCCGUGAAUUGUACGAGGCCCACUCGUUGGACGACAACAAGGUCAUCAAGCAGAAGGUUGGCAAGGACAUGAAGAGAGCCAUGCCGUUCAUCUCGCUCUUGAAGCAGAGAUUGGCCACCGAGGACGCUGCCACCGUGUUCAACAGAAAGCUCACCUUCAGCGAAACCGACACCUUGAAGGCCGUCAAGGCCAACAUCCAGAGAGCCACUUACUCCAUCAAGGUCGAGGACAUCGAGAUCAUCGAGUUUGACAACGGCUCUUCCGACGGUGUCAACGUCAUCACCGGCGAGGCCGUCAAGAUUGGCAUCACCGGUAAGAUCGUGGACUCUGCCAUUCCAGGAGACCCUGGUAUUAUGAUCAACAACAUUUAGAUAGCUACGCGUGGGUUGAAUAAGAUGUAUAAAGUGAUAAACCGUGUAGGAUUUACAGAUGACAUACGGAAUGUACAAGUAGAACUGUUUGAAU
Messenger RNA from Suhomyces tanzawaensis NRRL Y-17324, 3400 nucleotides. It is a transcript of the gene CDC60, whose product is annotated as leucine--tRNA ligase. The record is from RefSeq and is a predicted model, not a curated record. Gene Ontology annotation, biological process: leucyl-tRNA aminoacylation. The transcript has a single exon. The coding region runs from base 28 to 3306 and encodes 1092 amino acids. Gene Ontology annotation, molecular function: ATP binding; leucine-tRNA ligase activity; aminoacyl-tRNA deacylase activity. Lineage: Eukaryota; Fungi; Ascomycota; Pichiomycetes; Serinales; Debaryomycetaceae.